Messenger RNA from Hypanus sabinus (Atlantic stingray), 4023 nucleotides. RefSeq names its product follistatin-like 1b (gene fstl1b). The record is from RefSeq and is a predicted model, not a curated record. Gene Ontology annotation, biological process: multicellular organism development; cell differentiation; regulation of BMP signaling pathway. NCBI's taxonomy places the organism in Eukaryota, Metazoa, Chordata, Chondrichthyes, Myliobatiformes, Dasyatidae. The transcript is spliced from 11 exons. The coding region runs from base 291 to 1241 and encodes 316 amino acids. Gene Ontology annotation, molecular function: protein binding.
CCCCCGACCCGUGUGGUCUGAGAAAGGGGACGGUCGCUCGAAAUUCGCUGCCUCCUCGGUGGGGACAUCGCUCGGUGUGAAGGACGUGUCCUCGGCUCCGCCGGCGUCCCGUCACUGUUUGAUAAUCUCCUGCCGAUCGGGUGCUUUAGCGUUUGUUCCGCACGGCAGAGGAGGGGUGUGGUCCUCCUUUAAAUCUCGGAGUGCUGCUCCAAAUCCCCUUCUCCGGCUCUAUUAGCUUGCAUUCUUGUCCACCACCCUUUCUCUGCUGCUCCAGCUGCGACCCCUCAGAAAUGGUAUUCAAAAGUAUUUCGUUUUUGGUCCUUUUGUCCAUCGCCGUGAUAAAUGCUGAAGAAGUGAGAAGCAAGUCCAAGAUUUGUGCCAAUGUGUUUUGUGGUGCUGGACGGGAGUGUGCUGUGACAGAGAAAGGUGACCCCACAUGCCUGUGCAUCGAAGAAUGCAAACAUCACAAGAGGGUGGUGUGUGGAAGCAAUGGGAAGACUUAUCGUAACCACUGUGAGCUUCAUCGUGAUGCAUGUCUGACCGGGAUGAAGAUCCAGGUUUCUCAUGAUGGGCAUUGUGAAGAAAAGAAGAAUGACAAGGCCAUAGCCAGCAGUCCAGUUGUUUGCUAUCAGUCAGAUCGGGACGAGCUUCGACGCCAUGUCAUGGAAUGGCUGGAGACAGAAAUUGUUCCCGAUGGCUGGUUCUCCAAGGGCGUCAACUAUACAAACAUUCUGAAUAAAUACUUCAAGAGUUAUGAUGGUGGCGACUCCUACUUAGAUUCUAAUGAGUUCCUGAAGUUCAUCGAGCACAACGAGACUGCUAUCAACAUUACCUUGCGUGUUGAGGAAGACGAGACCAAACUUCUUCGGGGUCUGUGUGUGGAUGCAUUGAUUGAGCUGUCCGACGAGAACGCUGACUGGAAACUCAGCUUCAAUGAAUUCCUCAACUGCCUGAAUCCUGGUUUUAUCCCUCCUGAGAAAAAAUGUGCCUUGGAAGAUGAAACCUAUGAAGAUGGAGCUGAAACUACAGUGGAGUGUAACCGAUGUGUCUGUGCCUGUGGCAACUGGGUGUGUACUGCCAUGACCUGUGAUGGUAACAAUAAGAAAAUCCCUGGGGCGCAGUCACAGGCAACUGAAGAUGAUGUAUUGACUGAAGAGGAAUGGACAAAAUAUGUUCAAGAGCUCAACAAACAUCAGGAGACUGCUCAGAAGACGAAGAAGGCAAAUGUCAAAGACAUCUAAAAAAAAGCCGAGAUUGGCAGAGAAACAAAGUUGAUAUUUUUUUCCCCUCAACAUGUUUCUCUACAUUAAGUCAACCAAAAAAAUACUUGGAACUUCCACAAUCACUACUAAAUAUAUACAUGCACAUUACAAGCAGCAUUUUUUUGGUUUUUUACUGGGGAUGGAGGGAGUCCUUGGUGUUAUUCAUGGUGUUAUUCAAACAGACUUCUUAUAAAUGUACUGUAACUUUAAAAAGAGCUGGCCGUAAAUGAUAUACUGUUGGUUUCAGUUGCUAGCUAUAUAGUCCUGUGAUGGUGGGAAAUAUCUCACACUUCUCUGCAUUUUAAUUACCCACGUUCUUGUGCCUUGCACAUGCAACUAGAAGUGGAGUUUCCUGAGGCAGCACUCCAGAUCAAAAUUGUAGAUAUUAAAGCUCUCCAGCAGUUAAACCAAUGUUUGUAAUUUUGGGUAGAAUGAUGGAAUAAGAUGAAUGAUUUUUUAAAAUUUGAACACACAAAAUGGUGAUCUUAGUCUAAUGUAGUUUAAGGACUUGGAGCUAAAGUUGUGUUGUUCCUUGGUGCUCUUUGACGACCAAAGCUUUCAAAAGACCCAGAAUUGGUGUGUCAGGAAGAAAACAUUUGGUGUUGUAAUCAAAAAUAAUAAUAAUCUAAAAUAUUAAGUAGUCUUUAUAAUAUGUUUAAUACAUAUUUAUAAUGUGGUUCAAAAAACUGCAUGUCUUUGUGAUUGUGGCUGUGCGCCAGUUCCGAAACUUCCCAAUUUCUCUUGUUGGUAAUUCUUCCAUCAUCAAAGUGGGAAGGAUUGUUUUUACUUGACAACUGGAUCAAAUUUACAUUCUUGAGCAUAUGUUAUGAGGUCAGUCUUAUUUUUGUCUUUUCAAGGGGGCCUCUGUCUGUGCAGUGAAGCACCAGGUGGUAACAAGAAACCAGCCACUGCAAGUUUGAGUCCUGUUGAGUCUAAAGAGACUUUGAACUCCAUACAGAGCAAACCUAGUUAACGUGUCAAAUGGCAUCAAUCUCUACCAUUCAGUAAGGGCCACUCUUAAUAUUUUAAAGGCUUCUAUCAUUCCAAGCAAAACUUGAUACAAGUAAGAUCCCAGCAUUACCAGCAGUUAAUGUGAUCGCACAUUACAUGACUUUACUGCAACAUUUGGAUCCUGCUGGAUGCCUUUGGAUGUGGUCUUUGGUAUCUGCCGUUAUUAGGAUUAGAAUUAGUGUCAACAGAAGAUGUUACUCAAAGUUAGAUCCACUCAAGUGGUCUGUAGAUCAUGCAGAGGAAACAGGAUUACAGGCAUGUCUCCCCCAAAAGUUUACAAGCACUCAAUUAACAUUUCAAGAAGGUGCUACAUUCCUUAUUUCUUUUUAUUUUAUAUAUGAAUUUUAUGAUAUAUGCAGCUUUUUUUAAUAACCUGGAGUGUCUUAUUUUUAUUUAAACUCUUGCAUAUUAAAAAGAUCUACAAUGUUGAGCUUAAAAGUUGGAUUGCCUGAGGGUAGAUUGAAAAUCCUGUGCAAGUUGCUGGUGGCAGGGUUUUCUAACCUGGGAUCCCUCAGUUAAUGUUAGGGGUCCAUGAUAUAAAAAAACGUUUGGGAACACCUAUUCUAGUAGGCAUCAACAGAAUGAAACUCCUUUACAUGAAUAUGUUUUGGAACUGCUGAAACCCACUUAUUGAUAAGCCUAUAAAGGCAAAUUGUAUGUCAGCAACAAACAAGAGAGGGUCUGCAGAUGCUCUAAAUCCAGACAACACACACAAAAUGCUGGAGGAACUCAGUGGGCCAGGCAGCAGCUAUGGAAGCUUUGAAGUCCAAAAUGGUCUCGGCCCAAAACAUCAACUGUACUUUUUUUUCCCCCAUAGUUGCUGCCUGGCCCGCUGAAUUCCUCCUGCAUUUUGUGUGUGUUGUAUGUCAGUAAAAUCAUUUGGGAGAUUGUCCAGCAUUAUAUAAAACUGAUUAGAAUAAAAAAAAGUCAAAGUAAGUUUUAUUAUUGGUGUGAAGCAGUGACAUUAAACACUUGUCAUUCUAAAUAUAUUUCACGGCCAAAUCAAGUAUUUUGUUAACAAUGAAUUAAUUUUUCUGGCCUCUAUUCUAGUAUUGAAAGCUAUACUGCACCAUUCAAACAAUAAUUAACAAGGUGAUUUCAGUGACAUUGAUUGCUAUAGAGUUCACCGUGCAAAAAUUAGUGGUGAAGGAAAAAAGCAAAUGAGGUGGCUGAGAACAAUUCCAAAAACCCUUAGAAGUAAUGUGCAGGUUACCCGACAGGUACGAGGAGAGCAGAUCAGUAUCUGCAUGCAGAACCUUUGAGAUGAUCCCAAAGAAUCAAGACCCAUAAGCGGGCAGAUGCUUUAAGUGAGAAAUGUCAUAGUUCACAUUUGACUUCACAAAUUACAGUGGGUAAAUACUAUGACACAGUUUGUUUUCCAUCUUAUCCUCUGAAACUGCUUCAUUGUAUCAAUUAAUCUAAUUAAAUAAGCCAGACAAACCUCUGCUCCCUAAACUUGAUCAAAGAAAUAAAGAUCAAACCCAAAUGAAAUAUUUAAUCACUUUCUGCACCCCAACAUUGGCAUUAGAACAUUAUGAAGUAUUAACUGGUCUGGUUGUUUGCAUAGUGUAUUUCUUAUUUUCACUGUUGUUAUUGUUAUAGGCUUAGACUGUAUUUCUACCUUGAAACACAAGUGGAACUGUGUAUACGCAUCACUGAACUAUCUUAAUAGGUUGCAUUAUCAUAGUUUUUUUGUACUUACCACCAUCUUUGGAUAUCAUGUCAAUAAAUUUUCCAACAAAAUUUUAAA